UACCAGAUCACAGUUUGAAUUAGCAGCAUACGUCAUUUCAUCUCGUUGAGCCGAAAAAAUGUUUUAGCCUUUUGGCCUUUAUUUCAAAAUAAGCGAGUUAAAAACAAUCAGGUCAUCUUUUCAUAAUGGCUUACGGAAAAGAUUUCGAAAGACCAGAAGAAAAAACAACACGAACGUGAAGAAGGCUGUAUCGUUUAGGUUUAUUAAGCUACUUUUAGAUGAUUUUAAAUUAAAAUUAAAUGGCAAGCCCAAGAACACGAAGAGUGCUUCGAGAGUUAAAAUUUAAAGAUGGAAAUAAUGCGUGUUUCGAGUGUAAUGGGCAUAAUCCACAAUGGGUUAGUGUUACAUAUGGUAUAUGGAUUUGUUUGGAUUGCUCUGGAAAGCAUAGAGGUUUAGGAGUACACUUAAGCUUUGUACGCUCAGUUACAAUGGAUAAAUGGAAAGAUGCAGAGCUUGAUAAAAUGAAAGUUGGUGGUAAUAUGAAAGCUAAAGCAUUUUUUAACUCACAACCAGAUUAUACAGAAGGGGGAUCAUUAAAAGAGAAAUAUAACUCUAAAGCAGCUGCUUUGUAUCGAGAUAAGAUUAACACUGAAGCACAAGGUAAGACUUGGUCAGAAGCAACAUCAUCAGCUCGAAACUAUACAGCACCUGUUCUAAAUGGCUCAAAUUCAUUAAAAUCCAGUCCUAACCCAGCACGGAGCAAAAUGUCAUCAGCCAGCUCUACACAAAAUGGCAUUAACAGUAUGGACGACCUUGAAUCAUUUCUGGGAAAAUCAAAGAACGAAAUCAACCGUGAAAAAGAUGAUUAUUUUAAAAAGAGGCAACUUGAAAAUGAGGCACGACCAGACAAUUUGCCACCAAGUCAAGGCGGUAAAUAUGUUGGCUUUGGAAGCAGUCCAGCCCCACAAAGUUCAAAUGCAGAUUCAGGUUGGGACAGUACGUUAUCCACGCUCCAGUUUGGAUGGUCUUCUUUUUCUCUUGGUGCUCAACAGCUCGCAGCAGUUGCAUCAGAGAAGGCUGUUAAACUCGGCAGUAAAAUGAAUGAAAAUGUUAUCAAACCUGCCUCACACAAGGCCAAAGAGCUAGGCACAAAUAUUUCAACGAAGGCAAAUGAAGGAAAGUUAGUUGAUGAAGUAUCAUCGUCAUUGCACGGAGCAGCUUCAAAGGCACAGGAGUAUGGUGUGAAAGGAUGGUAUAAUUUGCAAUCUUACUUAGGUUAUAGUACAAGCCAAUCCAUAACAAACGGGGGAACCGCUGGGAAUAGUUCAUCUGAAAUGCAAGAGAAGAAAGAUGCGGGCGGCUAUGGCGGUUUGUCUGCAGACAAUGGUGUGAAUCCAUUUCAGGCUGCGAUGGAGAUCAGAAAAAAAGAAAAAGAAGAGAGCAAAACGGAAGAUUUGCUGGACGCUUCGUCGUCGGGUGCGAAUGACGGAUGGGAAACCGCUGAUUGGGGUGGCGAGUCACGCGAUGAUUGGAACAGCGAUGACUGGGGAAACGAGCAAACUCCUGUGAAGACAAAAAAGAAAAACAUAAUUAAACAGGACAGCUGGGGCAAUGACGUAGACGAGUGGGAAAACUGGUUAAAUGACGAUUCUACUACGUCAGCACCGAAGAAUCGGUCACCAGCUGUUAGGAAGAAGGGAGAAUAACUAAUUCACAUCAAUUUAAAAAUUUGCAAGUUUUGAAACCUGUGUAACGAAGUGAAACUUCGCGAAGAAAUCUUCCUGAAAGGACCUGUUGUUAUGCAAUAGGUGGUUAUUUUUGUGAUUUUAUUUUGUGUCUUUUUUUAUUGUCAGAGAUAAUGUGUCGGAGGUUCGACGUAUUUCUGUCAAAAACCCAACGACUUCAUUUUCCUUGAUAAGUUUUAUAAAUUUCGUAAUUUUCGCAAGAUUUCUAAUUUCACGAAUGUGUCAAGCCUCAAAAGAGCCAAAUUUUUUGAAAAUUAUUUGAGGUGUUAGUUACAUAAAUCGCCCUAACGUAAAAAUAGCCCAUAAAAAAUUCCUGGAAAAACUUCGAUUCAGCGUUUCGCGAAAAUUUAGAUAUUGGAUGUACUUUCUUAUAUUUUUACUUUGUAGAGAAGCAGCAUUUUGUGGUCGACACUUCUCUUGCAUUUUAAGUAACUUUCACAGUAAUAUAUUUGAUAGACAGGUUUUUCUCCACCUUGCAAAAUUUACCAUAUCGGUGGAUGCAAACAGUCAAUAUUUUCCCUUAGUAAUCCUUCUCCAUAAUAAACUUUUGUGUUUUGUCCUAAUAAGCGAGAGUUCGUGUACGUAAAGUUUUAUGUGAAAGAAGUAUAUAAGAAAGAUUUUCAUGAUUUUAUGGUGAAGUAUAUAUUAGUAAACAAUUUUUUGUCAAUUUGUAGUGCGCAUGCGUAGUAAUUUACAUUUAUAGAAUUAUAUUUAUUUAUCAUUUUAAAA
Messenger RNA from Hydractinia symbiolongicarpus, 2414 nucleotides. RefSeq names its product ADP-ribosylation factor GTPase-activating protein 1-like. The record is from RefSeq and is a predicted model, not a curated record. The transcript has 13 exons. Bases 240 to 1646 code for a protein of 468 amino acids. Gene Ontology annotation, molecular function: GTPase activator activity. Gene Ontology annotation, biological process: regulation of endocytosis; regulation of ARF protein signal transduction. NCBI's taxonomy places the organism in Eukaryota, Metazoa, Cnidaria, Hydrozoa, Anthoathecata, Hydractiniidae. Gene Ontology annotation, cellular component: Golgi membrane.